AUGACGAGGCUCGGCCUGGACGACGGCGCCGACCUCGAGGACGACGAUUGGAACGACGAGUACGACCUCGACGGCGAGUUCGACGGAGAGGACGCGGAUCGCUCGUUCCGCGACGACGCCGACGCCGCGAAUCUCGAGCGCGAGAACGCGGGCGACGACGAGGAAGCGGAGGCGAGGAGGCAAGUCGACGCGGAGCUCGAGAUGAACCUGCGCCGCGCGGAGCUGCAUCACGUCGAGCUCGAGCUGAAGCUCGUGCAGUCCGAGGAGGAGGUCCGGAACGCGAAAGAGGCGCUGCAGAAAGCGGAGGCGGAGAGAGAGGCGUUCCAACGACGCGCGCAUCAGGCGUGGGAGGACGUCGGCGUCGCGGAGAAGCUCAUCGAGGACGAGCGCGCGCGACGGGAGGAGGAGGACGCCGCGCGCGGCCUCGCGGAGAGACAGGCGAAGGCCAUCCUACGCGCGGACGAGUGGCGGCAGAAAGGGAACGAGGCGUACAGACUCGGGAACAGCUUGGACGCGGAGAGGCACUACAAGGACGCGAUCGACACGUUGGAGUCGUGCGGCAUCACGUUAGAGGAGCCGUCGCAUCUCACGCUGCGGACGAACCGAGCGGCGGCGCUCAUGGCGCUCGGACGGAUGCGCGACGCGCUCACGGAGUGCGAACUCGUGCUCGAGAUUAACCCGUGCAACGUCCGCGCGCUGUCCCGCGCGGGGAACUGCUGCGUGAAGCUCGGGGAUCUCGCGGCGGCGAGGAAGCACGUGGACGGGAUAUCUCUGUCCCCCGACGCGACGGACGAGGACUUGAACGCCGCGUUGGAGCAGCACCAAAAGAUAAUCACGGCGUCCGUCGAACGCGACCGGCUCGUCGGGAACGACGCGUACCGGAACGGGGACUACCUCGAAGCGCUGCGGUGGUACGACGCCGCGAUCGACGCGGGCAAGGAGGCGAAAGAGACGGAGAGCGUGAAGACGAUCAAGGUGGGGCUGCACACGAACCGCGCGGCGGCGAACUUGAUGAUCGGGAAGCCGCUCCCGGCGGCGGAGGAUUGCUGCGCCGCGCUUCGCCUGGACGGGACGCACACGAAAGCGCAGGUGCGCCUGGCGCGGUGUUUGCUCCAGCUCGGCGACUUCGUGGAAGCGAGGCAAGAAGCGAACGACGUCAUCGCGCGCGCGAACGCGGAGCUGCAGAGCAAAGCGGAGGCGAAGAACGUGCUGCGGGACGUGGAAAUCGCGGAGGGCGCGAUGACGGACGUCGGGGAGGCGUUGAAACGCGCGGAGAUCACGACGCGCUGCGGCGCCGACGCCGACCCCGCGUUCGACGUGCACGCCGCCGCGACGAAGGCGCUGGACGACCUCGACGUCGCGAUGGUGAUCGCGCCCGCGGUGCCGGACUUUAUCACCCUGCGCGCGGAGGCGUUGAGGCUCGUCGGGAAGAUCGAGGAAGCGCAGGCCAUCGUGAACGGGAAGAAGAGCGUCAACGCGCGGAGGAAAGCCCUGGAGGUGCGCCUGCAGUUCGACCUCGGGAACGUCACGUCGUGCGUCGAAGCGGGCGAGCACGUGGUCGACCUUUUGCAGAUGCUACCCGCGCUGAGAGCGGCGGAAGAGAAGAACAAGAAACGCGAAGAAGCGGGCGGCGACGCGAACGAAAACGAAAACGACGACGAAGACGAAAACGAGGACGAAGCCGCGCUCGCGGAGCUUGCGUCCAUCCCCGACCCCGAAGGUCUGUCGCAGCUCCUCGACCGCGCGAACAAGGUCUCGGAGUUUAAAGACGAAGGCAGGGACGCGUUCUUCCAAGGGAACCACCAGCACGCGCUGGCGAUGUACCAAGAGUCGCUUUUGAUGGCGAAAGGCGCGCCGAUGCUCGAAGGCCUCUUCCUUUCGAACAUUUGCGCAUGCGAGCAAGCGCUAGGGAGGUUCGCGGACGCGCUGUCGUCCGCGGGGACCGCGGUGAGCAUCGCGCCGACGUUCGUGAAAGCGCACAGCCGCCUCGCGACGUUGUACACCGAGCUCGACAUGCUCUCUGACGCGGAGGCGGCGUACAAGACGAUGAUGAAGCUGCCGCUGGAAGGGAGCGAGGAGGCGCAGGCGCGGACGAAUUUAAAAGCCGUCAGCGCGAGGGCGAAGAACAGCCGCCCGGUGAACUGGUGCAAGCUCCUCGGCGUGGACGCGGCCGCGACGGCGGCGGAUCCGAGCAUCAAGAAAGCGUACCGGCAGCUCGCGCUGACGCAUCACCCGGACAAGGCUGGGAGAGGCGGCGUCAGCGCGCGCGUCGCCGCCGCGCGCGCGGAGAUGUCGAGCAAGCUCUUCAAGCUCGUCGGCGAGGCGCAGCGGAUCCUCACGAACCCCACGGAGAAGGCGAAGUGGGCGACCGCGAAGGCGAGGGCGGACAGGCAAGACGCGUACGCGUCGUCGCGGUCGACGUACUCGGAUCCGUUCGACAGCGGCGCGUACUCGCACUACGACUUUCAACAGCGCACGAGCUCGACGGGGAGGCAAUCCUCCCACUGGGCUUCCGAAUUCUACGCCGACGACGAAUCGGACGACGACUACUACGGCAUUUGA
This is a messenger RNA of Micromonas pusilla CCMP1545, 2562 nucleotides long. RefSeq lists its product as uncharacterized. Gene Ontology annotation, molecular function: protein binding. Bases 1 to 2562 code for a protein of 853 amino acids. The record is from RefSeq and is a predicted model, not a curated record. The transcript has a single exon. NCBI's taxonomy places the organism in Eukaryota, Viridiplantae, Chlorophyta, Mamiellophyceae, Mamiellales, Mamiellaceae.